Molecule: messenger RNA, 614 nt
Organism: Notechis scutatus (mainland tiger snake)
Lineage: Eukaryota; Metazoa; Chordata; Lepidosauria; Squamata; Elapidae
Gene: LGALS1
Product: galectin 1
Molecular function (GO): laminin binding; lactose binding
Source: RefSeq, a predicted model, not a curated record
CACUGCUGCUUUUCUAUUGGUUGCUGGCAUCUGUAAUUCCUCAGUUGCAGAGUAUUUAAAAGCAAGGGAGUGGCAUCAUAGUUCCCUUCAUCUCUGUGCAGAAUCUUCUUCUGUGAGCUGCAGGAACAAAGAACAGAGCCAUGCCUGGAAUUGUUUGUAGUAGCCUGAGGAUUCAACCUGGCCAGAAGGUAGCAGUGAAAGGUGAUAUUCAAUCAGGAUGUGAAGGUUUUGUAAUAAAUCUUGGCAAAGAUCAAGAUAAUCUUGCACUACACUUCAAUGCACGUUUUAACGCUCAUGGAGACGUAAGAACCAUCGUGUGCAAUUCCAGGAACAAAGGGCAAUGGGGGAAAGAACUCAGGGAGACCAACUUCCCUUUCCAGGAGGGUGAAACUGUUGAGGUGGUCUUCACAAACGACAAAAAAGAAGUGAAUAUUACAUUGCCUGGAGGCCAUCAGUUCAAGUUUCCCAAUGAAACUGGUUUGGAAACCAUUGAAUUUAUUUGCACAGAAGGGGGUCUGAAUUUCAGAAGCCUCUCACUAGUUUAAACAACCUCCUGAUCUGUUCACCUUUUUUUGCUUAAUAAGGCAACAAAAUAAAUGCAACUGAAUUCUGGU